This is a messenger RNA of Rotaria sordida, 169 nucleotides long. NCBI's taxonomy places the organism in Eukaryota, Metazoa, Rotifera, Eurotatoria, Philodinida, Philodinidae. The record is from the annotation of a GenBank genome assembly.
AUGAUUGAAUCUGAUUCACAAUUAUCAACUAGCAAUAUUAUGAAACCAAUAAUGGAACAAAUCGAUGCAUCAAAUAAGCAAUUACUUAAACAUCCUGUACAAUUUACAUAUGAAGAUUUACGUACACGUCUUGAACCAAUUAUUCACAAAAUGAUCGAUUCUGAAUAUU